AAAGACUUGUCAGAAGUCAGAAACAAAUAGUUGUCAACGUGAUUGCAAAAAUGGCUACGAAUAAUUAUUUCGGUUUUACUCACGGCGGAACGCAGUACACGGCCGCGGCUACCGGCGCAGCAUAUCAAACAGGCCAGGCUGGAUAUGCUGUAGCGACCCCGGUCAGUGCAGCUGCGACUUACGGGACUCCCAGGGCUACCGGUUACGAGACCGCCUAUCAAACUCCACAGGCCUACGGCACCGCCUCGGCGCCUUCCUAUGACUACGGUUAUGGUCAAACAGCAGCUACAGGUUAUACAGCGGGGUACGAUCAAACGGCAGCUGUAGCUGUAGCUGCGGUAGCUAAACCCGCCACAUAUUCGACGAGUUAUCCACAAAGGACGACGCAGCAACAACAACAGCAGCAGGCCCAGCAACAGCAGCCCCAACAGCAGGUGCCGGCUACAACAUACGUACAACCUGUAACUCAGACAACAGCUGCUGCUCAACCAACAACUCAAGCUAAAGCGACGAUGUACGUGGCCCAACAGGGCGGCCAACACAAACCCGGCGGUUGGCAGAACUUCCGGAAGGCCGGCCUCGGCGCCAAGAACAUCAGAACGAAGGCGCCGCCGAAGCCGCAACAGCUCCACUACUGCGAGGUGUGCAAGAUCAGCUGCGCCGGCCCACAGACCUAUCAGGAGCACCUCGAAGGCCAGAAGCACAAGAAGCGCGAGGCGGCGUCCAAAAUGGCCGCCUCCGUCGCCGUCACCAACCAGAAUCGAGCGGGAAAUUCGCUCAGGUGUCAACUGUGCGACGUCACUUGUACAGGUAACGACGCCUACGCGGCGCAUAUACGGGGCGCGAAGCACCAGAAGGUGGUGUUGUUGCACACGAAACUGGGCAAGCCGAUACCGCCGCAGGAGCCCGAAGUCAUAGGGGGCGUUAAGAAAACGUUGGCGAACGAUCCGAAGAUCAAUUUCAUCCAAGGCGCCGGUUUGGGCGCCGUCUCCGGCAACGGGGACAUCAUGUCCAAGGACGACGAGGAGGAGACGCCCGAAGCCGAUGUCGUGCCGGUCGGGCAGGAUUAUAUCGAGGAAAUUAAAAGCGACGAUGGAAAGAUAAUCAGUUUCAAUUGUAAACUGUGCGAGUGUAGAUUUAGCGACCCGAAUGCCAAGGAAAUGCACAUGAAAGGUAGACGACAUAGGCUGCAAUACAAGAAGAAAGUCGAUCCGAAUUUGGUCGUCGACGUUAAACCGUCGUUGAGGCAGAGAAAAAUCCAGGAGGAAAAGAUGCGACGAGCCGCUAUGAGAGAAGAAUUUUGGGCCAGGCGACAAGGCGAAGAGGGCUACUGGGACGGAAGGAACUACGGCGAAGAUUACAUGGGUUUCCCCAGAGGUAGACCCUUCCCCGGUCCACCCCACUUCUUCCAGAGCAGUAUGCCGCGCAGGACCGAAUCCAGCGACGACAAGCACGUGAUGGCGCGACACGCCGAGAUCUACCCGAAAGACGAGGAACUGCAAGCCAUACAGAACAUCGUAUCGAAUACGGAGCGAGCGCUGAAGAUCGUCUCCGAUCAAAUAGCCGAUACCAAAACGCCGGCGAAAAAACCGGCGGAAGCCGCUCCGGCGACCGCCGCCGCUACCGCCAACAAAGUCGACGACGCCAAACCCAUCGAAGGGCCCCAGAAGGAGGACGGACGCGAUAAUCAAUUAUUCACCUUCCAACAAGGCGACAACGCGCGAUUGCUGAAGGGCGUGAUGCGCGUCGGCCAUUUGUCCAAAGGGCUGAUCCUGCGCGGCGAGACGAACGUCCAAUUGGUGGUGCUCUGCGCCGACAAGCCGACGCUGACGUUGCUGAAGAAGGUGGUGGAGCUGUUGCCGUCGGCGCUGAAGCAGAUCGCGCCCGAAGAGGCCUACAGGGUGUCGAUCAACGCGCCCGAGGCCGGUUUGAACGUGGCCGGCAAGGACGGUAACGUUUUGGUACAGUUUACGAGUCCCGUCAUCAGGGAACAGCAAGAAGCUGCGAGCGGUGGGUUCGACCGGGACGUUCUCUCACGCGGCAAGUGUCUCCAGGCGCUGGCAGCCCUCAGACAUACCAAAUGGUUCCAGGCUAGGGCUCUAGGUCUUCACUCGUGCGUCAUCAUAAUCCGCAUACUGAGAGAUUUGUGCGAACGAGUUCCUACAUGGGCGCCGCUCUCGUCUUGGGCGAUGGAAUUGCUAGCCGAAAAAGUCAUCUCGUCAGUUCCUAGUCAGAGCCAUCUGUCGCCCGGAGACGCCCUGAGGCGCGUCAUGGAGGCCGUGGCCAGCGGUUUGUUGUUACCCGGAGGGCCAGGACUGGCCGAUCCUUGCGAAAAGGACUCGCCGGACGCGUGCGCCAGCUUGACGGCGCAACAGCGCGAAGAUCUCACGUUCUACGCUCAGCACGCCCUUAGGUUAAUCGCUUUUAGACAGAUAUAUAAGGUACUUGGAAUGGAACCUCUUCCAGCUCCUAAAAACACUUUCAAAGAUAGGUUCGGACGUAAACGUAGAGCGGAGCAAGAAAAUGUGGAAGGUGAUGGGGGAAAGCAAAUCAAGACAGAGCCGAUAGAUAAUGCUGUGAAUGCUAUUAAGUAAUUGAUUAGAAUAUUAUUAGUUAUUUUUUACAUUUGAAGUAUUUUAAUGUAAACUAGUUUCUAAAAAAUGUGUAUAACGACUUUCAUAUUAGAUACACUAAAAAAGAAUGUGAACAUAGUUCCAGAUAAAUAAAUUAUAUUGGACGUAUGUACGGACAAGAGUUAUAAUUAGCUACUCAAUUUUUUUUAUGUAAAAUUAUUUCACUCCAUAUUGAUUUUUAAGUGAAUAAUGUAUUUAACAAGUAAAGCGCAUCUGUCUUGAAUUACUUGAAUUUCGAUCAA
Molecule: messenger RNA, 2875 nt
Organism: Phyllotreta striolata
Lineage: Eukaryota; Metazoa; Arthropoda; Insecta; Coleoptera; Chrysomelidae
Source: the annotation of a GenBank genome assembly